Molecule: messenger RNA, 1110 nt
Organism: Aspergillus alliaceus
Lineage: Eukaryota; Fungi; Ascomycota; Eurotiomycetes; Eurotiales; Aspergillaceae
Product: M50 family metallopeptidase
Exons: 4
Coding region: 15-818 (267 amino acids)
Source: RefSeq, a predicted model, not a curated record
GAAGAAUAUUCACGAUGGCACCACACUAUGCGAUGCUCGAAACCAGAGCCCUCGAGACUGCGGGCUCCCAUCUCGCAAAGCGCGACUUGACCGUCACUCACACACAGGCGGUGACACUCGGAGUGAUGGCUGUUUACGUGGUGGUUAUUGCGCUUUUAUGGAACUUACCUUAUCUCCGGUGGUCGCUAUGGCCUUUUAAGAUGUUGGUUAUUGCUUUCCAUGAAUUCGGCCAUGCGAUCACCGCGUGCUGCACUGGAGGCAAAGUCAAGUCCAUCUCCCUUGAUCCCCAUGAAGGGGGAGUCACACACAUGCAAGGUGGUAUUAGCGCCGUCACGCUCCCCGCUGGCUACCUGGGAUCGUCCAUUAUCGGUGCCCUCCUGAUCUUCGCGGGGUUCGAUAUUGUCGCGAGCAAGGUUGCCAGUAUUGUUCUGGGAGUCUGCUUCCUGCUCACACUCUGGUGGGCCCGGAGAGACUGGUUGACCAUCGUCACCAUCCUCCUCGCGGUUGGGCUGUUGGUGGCGUGUUGGUUCAUUGCACAUGGAGAGGCGCUGAAGUGGGUGGUGCUUUUCAUUGGUGUUAUGUCCGCCCUUUACAGCGUCUGGGAUAUUUGUGACGACCUUAUUAUUCGGAAGGUCAAUACCUCCGAUGCUAGUGUUUUCGCUCAGCGAUAUGGGGGCUCUUCCCGAUGCUGGGGUGUUAUCUGGUCCAUUAUCUCCCUUCUUUUCAUGGCUGUUGGCAUUAUCGCUGGUAUCGCGGCCUUCCGUGAGUCGUUUAGCGAGCAAGAAGACUCGUCAAAGCAUUUUAUUCCUACUAUUUAAGGUUGGGGGUAUCCAAAAUUCCUUAUACCUGAUGUAAUGAUUCGGCAGUAUGGUCCGGUACUAGCACUACGCUCUAACUAUCGACGAGAAGACGACUGAAGCCUGUAUUUCUUUAUUGGUGUUGUUUGGACUUUUUCAUAUACCCCAGUUUUUGCUAAGCGGAUACGGAAGCGUAAUGAAUGUUGUUCUCAAUCUCCUUAAACUUGGUUAAAUAUGAUUUGUUCCAUAAAAUUUAAGUAGAACUAAGAUCAGAUUUAACGUACACAACCACCGAGUGAUGCACUCCGUAUUU